Molecule: messenger RNA, 1098 nt
Organism: Parascedosporium putredinis
Lineage: Eukaryota; Fungi; Ascomycota; Sordariomycetes; Microascales; Microascaceae
Source: the annotation of a GenBank genome assembly
AUGGAAUCCACGCCAACGCCAGACGUGACAAAUCCCUCUGGAGACGCACCCAUCGUCUUUCGCGCCAAGAAGAAGAAGGCCACGAUUCGAGCCCGACCCGAUCACAGCGCCUCAGCACUCGAUACCCCGAGCCUCCCCGUAAAUGACGAAUCCCACGUCGGCGCGCCUGUAACGAGAGAGACGGGGGAGGAAGAGGCGGAGGAUGAUGAAGGGCUUUCGGUCGCAGAACUCCUGCGGCGGCGUCGGAAACAGCAGAGGAUGAAAGGCGUAAGCAGGCCGCAUGGCGAGCUGGAAGAGGAGGAGAUACAAGAGCAGGCCCUCGUCCGGGCGGAAAAUGCCUUGGACAAUGCCGAUACUGUCCUAGGGGAUUCCGAAACGAUUCGCGGCGCAAACCGGCUUGGUCGGGGAGCUCGUGAACAAACACAUCUCACUAGGCGCCAGGCCGCACUGGGAGAGGGCUCGGCGCAACAGCAGCAGCAACAAGGUGAAACAUCGCAUACCUCACUUUCCGAAGACCACAGCCUCAAGGCACCGCCCGGUGCCUUUGAUCCCCAGAAGCGGACGAUGCACGGGAAGCUCAUGGAGGUGGAUCUUGGCGAAGAGUCUCGGAAUCACAACGUCGCCCUCACGGAAAAGGCCAAGAGGAAACUACACGGGCAGCCAGCCGACGACGGAGACGGCGACGGCAGAUUUUCAAGGAAAACGAGGCUGGGCAAGGACGGACAGCCCAUCCGAAAUAGAAAUCGGAGAAAUAGCGACGAUCUCAAACGAGACCAGCUCGUGGAACAAAUUCUACACGAAAGCAAACUUGACGUGUACCGUGUCCCAGAGGAGAACCCUUCUGCCGACGCCAACCGUGAAUACGAGGGCUCCGCGGACGACCGCAUCGCCGAAGAGUUCAAGCGUGAGUUCCUCGAUGCAAUCGCGCAGCGCCGCCAAAAGAGGCGAGCCGCGCGCCCCACUCGGCCUGCCGAGAAAAAGGCCGACCCCGAUGUCCUCCGUGGGCCGAAACUCGGCGGGAGCCGAAAUGUUCGUUCGGCCGUGCGCGAUAUUCUGCUUCAGCAGGAAAAGGAAAAAGCGAAAGCUUCGAGGAGAUGA